Clunio marinus is the source of this 3864-nucleotide messenger RNA. Lineage: Eukaryota; Metazoa; Arthropoda; Insecta; Diptera; Chironomidae. The record is from the annotation of a GenBank genome assembly.
AUGGUUGAAGCAGGCGAUGUGAUUUUGAAAGUAAAUGGAACCGACGUUCAUCGCUAUUCAACAAAAGAGGUACUCAGAUGUUUACGUCUAUCAAAUGACCCCGUAACGUUGGAAUUGAAACGAGAUCCAACGAUUAAAGAUCAUGUUCGCAAAUAUUUAACAACAAACAGCAACAAUCAUCAUCAACAGGACAUUGAUAAUUAUACAAAUAUCCCGACGCCUACAUCUCCAGUUAUUAACACAAAUAGUAUCGGACGUGGACAUCGAAUAAGCUCAUCGGAAUCAUCAGCAUGUCGAAAAUCUCGCAUUCCUGUUAAUCAUACACGUGUCUCGUCUAUAAGCGCUCCACAAUCACCACAAACAAUCAAGCCACGUUAUCAAUCACACAUACCGACUGCAAAUGGUGUCUCACCGAUCGUUCAAAAGAAACAACAACCACGUUUUGAGGCUUUCAUGAUGACAGGUGAUCUUAUCUUAAAUUUGUCUCGAACGCCACAAAGUUCGGGUUUAUUGCCAGCGCAAGCGAAAAAAGUUGACAGUUUACGAGAUUCACCAGUUCGAAGCUUAAAACGGAAGAACGGUACAGCACCAAAAGCAAUCUACGAUUCUUCACCUUCCGAAUCAUCAUCGCCAAGUUUAAGUGAAAUUGCAUUACAUCAAGAAAAUGUCAUCGAAACAAAUAAUAACAACAACAAUAACAACAAUCGAAAGAAUAGUAAAUUAAGUAAAAUUAUUACAUCGAAUGACGGUCGAGUGAACUCAAUUAAUAGCAGUUUAGAAGAAGAAGAAGAACAGUUGAUAAUGGAGCAUGAACAUGAACAUGAAAAUGAACAUGGAGUAUCGUCGAACGAAGCUCCGGAAGAGCGAAAGAUGAAAUUUAAUAACUUAAUCAACAAGGGCUGUGUAAACAAUUCAUCGUCGUCAUCAUCCGGAUCAUCACCAACCAACACUCACUCAUCAUCUAAUUCAUCGCCAAAUAACAAUGAGAAUUAUGAUGGUGGUGGCGGUGGCGGAAGUGACGACGAUCAACUAAAUGAAACGGGACGUCUCGGUGGUCAUCAAAAGAUUCAGAAAUAUAGCGUUUUACAGAAUGAGGAGAAUCAACAACAAUUGAUGGAUAGAAAACAUUUAAAUGUCACACCGAGUGCUUCUAUGUCAUCAACAACAACUACAACAUCAUCCGCCUCAACGACAAUAAAUCGAAGUGAAACAUUGCUAACGCCAACUCAAGAUGUUAGCCAUUCCGUGCCUACAUCUCCAACUUCUCUUUCAACGCCACUUCUCGAAGUAACCAAACGACGUGAACUUGCUUGUUCUGUUCCCACAAGUCCCGAAUGCCCUCAAUCUGAUGCUGUUCGUCGUAACAGCAGCAACAGUCAUAAUAAACAACAAAAUGGAAUUCAUGUAAGAAAAUGUGAUGCUUCAGGUUUUAGAACAAGUCGAUCUGAAGAUCAUCUACAAUUGUCGCAACGUGAAGGUGCAAUGGGAAAUGCCAUUCCAAUUGACAUUGAUGAAGAUGUUAACAGUUCGCUUAAUACACUUCUCGAUACACGACAUGAUUCUGAAGACUCCCAGAAUUCAGAUCACGAUCGAAUUGUGUGGACAUACAAUGCACCUGUUACGAAUCAAUCUUCUGCCAACAAUUCUAAUCAAGUUGUUGUUUCACCAACAUCACAUUCAAGUUCUAUUAGUACUUCACCACAACAUUCUGAAAGUCCAGCAUCACCAACAUCUGUGUCGAGUUCUGUCAUGUCGUCAUCAGGCUCGAAGGGAAAUGGAUUAGGGAAUAAUUCGAAUGGUCUUCAUGGAUUGAUGGUGAUGAGUGGUGAACAAAGUGUUUCGGAAGCAAUUUCAAAUAUUUCAAGUCCUGACUAUCAAGAUGAACACGAUUUAUUGAGUACACGUGAUUUAUCAGCAGCAAUGGCUAUAAGUGAAGCCAGUGAUUCCGAUUCAACACUUAUUGUUGAUAAUAUUCAACAAGACAAAGAAAGAAAAGUCAUGGAAAAUCAUAAAACAUUUUGUAAAGAUUCGGAAGAUGAACUUGCAACAUUGACAGAUGAACCAAUGACAAUACAAUUGGCUAAUCAAAGAGAUUCUUCGCCACCAAUUUCCGAUGAUGGCUCUGACGUUGAUUCACUUCAUUCAUUCCAUUAUUCGCCAAAAGCUGUCGAUAUGCCGUCAGCUAUUCGGCUUGCAAAAAGACUUUAUGGCUUAGAUGGAUUCAAGAAGAGUGAUGUGUCAAGGCAUUUAAGUAAAAAUAAUGAAUUUAGUCGAGCAGUUGCUGAUGAAUACUUAAAAUAUUUUCAAUUUGAGAAGAAGACGUUGGAUGAAGCUCUUCGUCAAUUUCUCAAUCAGUUUGCGCUCUCAGGCGAGACUCAAGAGCGUGAACGUGUGCUGGUUCAUUUUUCAAAGCGUUAUCUUGAUUGCAAUCCGAGAACGCUUAAUUCACAAGACGCUGUCCAUACAUUGACGUGUGCUAUCAUGCUGCUAAAUACUGAUCUCCAUGGACAGAACAUCGGCAGAAAAAUGACAUGUUCUGAAUUUAUCGAUAAUCUUAGUGAACUGAAUGACGGUGAAAACUUUCCUAAAGAUAUACUGAAACAUAUUUAUCAUGCAAUUAAAAAUAAUCCCCUUGAGUGGGCGCUUGACGAUGAUUCAACUGAUUUGAAUCAAAAACAAAACCGCAAUGAAAGCAGUUUACCAGGCCCACCAGUUGGACCUAAUCCCUUCCUCGACUUACCACAAAAUGUUUCGGCUGUCGAGUACAAGAAAGGCUAUGUGAUGAGAAAGUGCUGUUACGACUCAAAUAACAAGAAAACACCAUUCGGAAAACGUUCAUGGAAAAUGUUUUAUUGUACAUUGAGAGAUCCACUCGUUAUGUAUUUACACAAGGAUGAACGAGGAUUCCAUAAGAAUCAGUUAUCUGACAAUGUUCACAACGCAAUCAGAAUUCACCACGCACUCGCAACAAAAGCGAACGACUACACCAAAAAGCAGCAUGUUUUUAGACUUCAGACAUCAGAUCAAUCUGAAUAUCUCUUUCAAACGAGCGAUUCGAAAGAGCUACAGUCGUGGAUCGAUACAAUCAAUUUUGUUUGUGCCUCUUUCUCAGCACCGCCACUUGAAGGGGGCGUCGGAAGUCAAAAACGGUUUCAACGCCCACUUCUUCCAUGUUCACAUACAAAACUACUGCUUCGUGAACAACUUGCAUCACAUGAAGAACAAGUCACAAAACUUGAGAAUGCUCUCACUGAACAUAAAUCGGGAGCUGCACCGACAAAAGGAUUAGCUUUACAAAAUCAUCGAGAGAAGGAAAAUUACUUACAAUUUGAGCUGAAACGCUAUAAAACUUACGUCUAUCUGCUGAGUUCGCAUAUUAACUCAACAACAAAUGAAACAAUGAUUAACAUCAUUAUCGGCGCCAGUAGCACAGCCACAUCAACGACGCCAACACUGGGAGAAGAAGAUGAACUUAAACCGUUGGGUGUAAAUCUUCAGACCAGUCAACAAGGAACAAACAGGUACAGUUAUCGAGCUGCUAUUUACCGCUCAGAUCCACAGGAUAUAGGAUGACGUGUUAUGGGAGUUUUUUCUGCUUGCGUGGUGUAGGUUGAAGGCUAUCUGUCUAUCUAUUGCUCUCCAAGAAAGAAAGCAAAAAUAUGUUCAAGACGUAGCCAAAAAAAGAUGACAAAAUUUGCAUAAAAUUUUACAAUUUUCUUCCGUUUCAAAGACGAACACAAAUACACACACAUAAAAGCGAGACAGAAGUAAAAUGUUUGAUUUUUCAUCGACACCAUUCAGGAAGGAAAAUAUUUCUACUUACAUUCAUGUUUUCAUAUCUUUAUACCUUCUUUAAAUGUAUAA